CUGCGCGCUGAUUGGUUACUCAGAACAGGAGGCGUGGUUUCGUCAUAACAAUGCAUUUCAAGGAACAUACACGCGCCAAGGAAUGUUUCCUGUCGUAGCUAACGUUACCUUUUCACACGUUUAACGGUAUUUCCUGCUCAAGUAAACGCUGCCGUUAACGGACAGACCAUUUUGCUGUUUCUGGAGAAAACGGAUUCCCUAUGCAGCAGUUAGAAGCUUGUGUUAGCUGACAAGCGUUAGCAAGCUAACAGCUCCGUCCGACAUUGUCAGAAAUCUGUCUGAGAAAACAACAGUCUGUAACGUUAGUUUCUAUCGGGUGGUGGUAACGUUAUUCCGUUAAAGGCGGUUACGUGCCAGGAUAACUUGAUGGGACACGACAUUUCGGAGGCUGAAACACCUGCCAUCUCCCCUUCUCACCGAGCAAGCAAACUAGCUAAGAAAGGUUAGGACAAUCAGAGGCAACAUAGAAGUGCCUCUACUGUACAGUUUCCUUUCCCAGAGCGUGACUCGUCUGCACGACGUCACCAAUGCGACCAUGGGAAAUAGCAGUAAAUAGGCUGCCACCAACAGCCCCCUUAAACCCGAGGAGGUUCCUUGGAGAGCCCUGCAACGCCCCAGUGUAUCUCAGGAGAAGCCCACCAGUGAGACACCAGUGGGGGAGACGAGACAGACCUGUACUGCACACUUCCCUGAUCCAAGAUGAGAACUUCCAUCAUCUGCUUUUCUCCCAACAUCACCAACCGGUUCCUUUAGAUGAGUCCAGACAAUACAGCCACACCAGCACACCACCACGCAUGCUUCACCCUGCUGCUCACCUGCCCCAGCAGAGCCCCAUCAUGGUGGAUCUACAUGACCAGAUGCACCAGGGAUCCGUUCCAAUAUCAUACACUGUUACAACGGUGACGACCCACGGAUUUCCCAUCCACACCGGGCAGCCCCUUCCAGGGUGCAACACUCAGCAGCUCCCAGCAUGCUCGGUAAUGUUCAGCGGACAGCUCUCUCUGCUCUGCUGCCUUCCUCCUCCUCUCAUACAGGCAUGUACCAUGCAGCAUAUGCCAGUGUCUUAUCAAGCCUUUCCACCCCUGAUCUCCAGCGAACAUUUUGUAUUGCACCCAACCCCAUCUGUAACCCCCCACCAGCCGCCGCACCUUACUCCUUUGAGCCAAUUUGUCCCUUUACAGCCUCAGCACCCACGCAUGCCUCUACAGAGGGUAGACAAUGAAGUUGACCUAAGAGGGGACCAGCACCCAUUAGGUACCUUCUCCUACCCUCCCUCUCAUCACCCACCAGCGCUGCCUCCUUCUCUGCCCCUACAGUAUCUUCCUCAAGAGCCUUUGCACCAGGAGCUUCCCUUUGGAGUGCCAUAUCCCCACAUGCUGCCCCGGCGAGUGAGUGGACAAAGAUACCGUUUGCAGCAACCUCUCCCCCCUCCUCCUCCCCCUCCAUCUUACUACCCAGGCUUCCUUCCUUACUUCCUGUCGAUGCUUCCUGUGCCUCCAACAGCAGUGGGCCCAGCCAUCAGUCUAGACCUAGAUGUGGAUGAUGUGGAGAUGGAGAACUAUGAGGCUUUACUGAAUCUGGCGGAGAGGUUGGGUGAAGCGAAACCACGUGGACUCACUAAAGCUGAUAUAGAGCAACUUCCGUCCUACAGAUUCAACUCAGAGAAUCAUCUAUCUGAACAAACGCUGUGUGUUGUUUGUUUUAGCGACUUUGAGUGUAGGCAGCUACUUCGGGUAUUACCUUGUAACCACGAAUUCCACGCAAAGUGUGUGGACAAAUGGUUAAAAACCAAUCGCACUUGUCCCAUCUGCCGAGCCGAUGCCUCGGAUGUACACCGGGAGGUGGAGUGAGAACUGUCUCUGAGUGCUGAACUGGAAAGCUUGCACACGCCAGACAGAGUCUGUCCCAAAACUGGGGACAUCUGCCACCUAACCUGCGUCCUCCAGUAGAUAUAGCUUACCAACCCACCACUCCUGCCCCUUCCUAAAUAAUAAGCAAUCCAGGAUUGUUUACUGGAGCCUGUUGUACCUCUGCUGUGCUUCAUUGUCCGAGUCUCAUGAAACCCACUGCCUAUCGCAGCCUAUAGCCAGAGUUCUGGGAUCGCCAGCCAGUUCUUUCUCUGCCCCCUCGUUGCAGAUUCCAAAGAUUUCCCCAACAAUGCAUUAUUUGCUGCUUUUGUUUACAGGGUUUCAUUUUUACUUAGUGGAUUUGGUUGUGGUGUUCAUGACUAGUGGGAGUCCUGCAUCGGAAGAGUUGAGUCGGGAGCCUGGAGGAUGAUAGGCUGGACGCCUUGUGCAAUUAGCAGAAAAAUAAUAGGAAUACUUCGACAUGUGCAUCUGUGUUUGGAGGCGACGCCUGGCCAUCAUAGAUGCAUGCUUCUGUAGGUGUUGGGCAAAGUGACUUGUUAAUAAUGUAUGUUCUGCAAUAAUGUAUUGAUCAUUUCACAGUUUUACCCCGUAAUUUGUUUUAGAUUUGCCAAUUCUGUUGUGAAAGUGUGACUUGCUAUGGUUAAAUGCAGAUUCUGUUGAGCCUGAGGUUAUGGACUGCAAGCGAUGGGACAUGCAACUGUGGAGUUUCUUCUGCCCCAGAUUAUCCACUCUGCAACACAGAUCUGUACAAAAGCGGUCAUGGAUUAAUGGACUGCGUCUUUUUUGAGGUCAUCUGGCAUAACUGCACAAGUGCUACAUCCACCCUCCACGUCAGCGUUGUUCCUCUGGCAAGUGUGUAUGUGUGUGUACAUAGUGUGUGUGUGUGUGUGUGUGUGUGUGUGUGUGUGUGUGUGUGUGUGUGUGUGUGUGUGUGUGUGUGUGUGUGU
Molecule: messenger RNA, 2815 nt
Organism: Perca fluviatilis (European perch)
Lineage: Eukaryota; Metazoa; Chordata; Actinopteri; Perciformes; Percidae
Gene: rnf44
Product: ring finger protein 44
Exons: 11
Coding region: 528-1850 (440 amino acids)
Source: RefSeq, a predicted model, not a curated record